Molecule: messenger RNA, 1608 nt
Organism: Yamadazyma tenuis ATCC 10573
Lineage: Eukaryota; Fungi; Ascomycota; Pichiomycetes; Serinales; Debaryomycetaceae
Source: RefSeq, a predicted model, not a curated record
ACCUUCAACUACAUUGUUUUUCCAGUCCUACAAACAACAUGUUGGCCAUUACCAUAUCCAAUGCCCGGACGGCAUUCCGGUUUGCGCAUAGAUCUAUGGCAACUGCCAGUAAGUUCAACAAAACUUCCCAAUUAGACAGAGCCACCUUGACCAUCAAGGAUGGGCCAGUUUUCAGUGGUUACUCCUUUGGAUCCAACAAGAACGUCAGCGGAGAAACCGUCUUCACCACGUCAUUGGUCGGGUACCCAGAGUCCAUGACCGACCCUUCGUACAAGGGCCAGAUAUUAUGUUUCACUCAGCCUUUGAUUGGUAAUUAUGGAGUUCCAUCGACCUCUCAAAAGGACGAAUUUAACUUGUUGAAAUACGUUGAGUCGCCAACCGUGCAGUGUAUUGGGAUUGUUGUCGCAGACGUCGCGUUGGAAUACUCGCACUGGACCGCCGUCGAGUCCUUACAACAGUGGUGUCAAAGAAGUGGAGUGGCAGCCAUAACCGGUGUCGACACCAGGCAAUUGGUGUCAUAUUUGAGAGAAAGAGGUUCAUCGUUGGGAAAAAUCACCAUAGGUGAGGAAUACGAUGCUGACGAAGAUGCUGCUUUUGAAAACCCGGAAACCGUGAACUUGGUGCACAAAGUCACCACCAAAGCCCCAUUUCACAUUGCUUGUCCCAAGAAAUACAGCAAGAACAUACACUUGGCAGUGCUCGACUGCGGUGCCAAAGAGAAUAUCUUGCGUUGUUUGGUCGAAAGAGGUGCUUCUUUGACGGUUUUCCCCUACGAUUAUCCUAUCCAGAAGGUUGCUAAUAAGUUUGACGGGAUCUUCAUUUCCAACGGCCCAGGUGACCCAACCCACUGCUCUUCCACCAUCGAGAACUUGAGAAUUACCAUGAAAACCCACGAUGAUAUUCCUAUUUUCGGAAUCUGUUUGGGCCACCAGCUCUUAGCAUUGGCAUCGGGAGCCAAGACUAUCAAAUUGAAGUAUGGAAAUAGAGCCCAUAACAUUCCAGCUCUUGAUUUGACCACUGGCAGCUGUCACAUCACUUCGCAAAACCAUGGGUAUGCAGUGGACCCAAGUACUUUGAAUAACGAAUGGGAACCAUAUUUCACCAACUUGAACGACUUAUCUAACGAAGGAAUGAUCCAUAAGUUCAAGCCCAUCUUCUCCACACAGUUCCAUCCUGAAGCUAAGGGUGGUCCCUUGGAUACCGCGUUUUUGUUUGACAAGUUUUUUGAGAACAUUGUCACCUUCAAGAACAAGAAUGGAUUGAACUUAUCGAACAUUGAUGACAGUUUGUUGGUGGAUAUUUUGCCCAAAGAGAGAGUUGUAUGAGGGUGGAUGAAUUCGUAUAGCAUAUAGUGCCCUAAUAAAAAAACUAAGAUGUAUUAGGAGGUCUUGUUGACCUAUGAUCCGUUUGCAGCCAAUCAUGUUUGAAGUUGGCUUCAAUGUCCCAAACUACAAAUAUGGUGUGUGAGGAAUGAUUUGUAAGAGAUAUGAAUAACUCACAGGAGGGGUGGGGCCACAAAGAAAAGCAGAAAAGGCAGGGUCCACAUGAAGAGCAUUUCAAAGACCAUCCAAUGCUGUGCUCUGUUUAAGGCACAAAAUGUUGCCAGUU